AUGGGAUCUCUUGAUUUGUGGGACCGGGCCUUCGUCAAGCAUCAGGUGGCAACUAUAGGAGACCAAAAGCUCGCUGGGCGACUUUAUGUCGCAGCCGCACAAGGAGAAGCUAGGGAGUUCUUCGGUGUCAAGGACCCCGAAAUGGAGAUCCCUCUGGUAUAUAGUUAUAAGGCUCCUAGAUUGGGGUCGCGCAGGUAA
Penicillium waksmanii is the source of this 198-nucleotide messenger RNA. RefSeq lists its product as uncharacterized. NCBI's taxonomy places the organism in Eukaryota, Fungi, Ascomycota, Eurotiomycetes, Eurotiales, Aspergillaceae. The coding region runs from base 1 to 198 and encodes 65 amino acids. The record is from RefSeq and is a predicted model, not a curated record. The transcript has a single exon.